Molecule: messenger RNA, 1391 nt
Organism: Seminavis robusta
Lineage: Eukaryota; Bacillariophyta; Bacillariophyceae; Naviculales; Naviculaceae
Source: the annotation of a GenBank genome assembly
GUUCGCCUUCAUCGGAAGAUUUCAUGGUGUCAUCAAAUGAAUUGGUUUCAGUUGAUAUUGUUAAUGAGACUGCAAUUAUUGAAGGCGCAAGUUCAGAGUAUUGAGUAUUCAUUCCUUCAACCAUUUGUUUUGUUCCAUUGUUUUUAAUCGAGCUAGCGAGCAAGGGUAUCUUUUUCCUAUACCUCUCCAGUUUGAAGUCUACCGUUCUGAUUGUCUUCAAGCCAAAAUUGAUUGAUUUGUCAAGAUGAUGAUGAUGAAAUCCAACUCCAUCCCAGCAUUGCUGCUGGUACUUUCUGUGCUCUUUAUUGGCCACACAGACGCCAUGAGCCAUAGAGGUUUUGCGGGUGCUCCUAUUGCCUAUCCAAGUUUCGGUGGGUCCCCUCUGGUGCGAUCUGCUCACAGAAGAAGUACCCGAAGAAGUGCAGCAGCAUCCUCCUCCACAGCACCACAAAGACCCACUGGAUUGGAUUUUUUGGAACCUGAUGAAGUGCAGCUGUGUUCGGCCAAAGACUUGGGAAUCAAGCUACUCAAAGGUGCCUUUCUUCGGGUGGCAUCCGAUCUUUCGGGUGGUACUCCUCUGGAAUCCAUCAAAUGUCGUGUCACAACCACAAUGGAUGGUCCCGUUGCUGCAACACGCAAUAUUAUCAAGGAAGGUGGAUUCUUUGCUCUCUGGUCGGGAACUCCCUCCAGAACUGUAGAAGGUGCACUCUUGGGCGCCGUCUUUAUCUUGGGUUCUUCCUUUACCAAGACGCGUUGCAAGGCAUUGGGUGCCGGUCCCCUUGUCUGUUCGUUGGCAGGAGGUCUCGUGGGUGGCGUUGCCCAGUCCGUUGUCAUGACACCGGCUGGAAUGAUCUUUACCAGUCUAAAUGUCAAUGCCGGACGCAAGGGAUAUGAAAACGACAAUGCCAUUACCGUCACCAAACGCAUCUUGAAGGAAAAGGGGUUGGUUGGCAUGUACUGUGGCGUCCAACCCAUGAUGUUACGACAAGCCACCAAUUGGGCCUCCAGGGCCGGAUUUACCGAAAUUUGCCGUACCACACUGAAUAUGGGACAAUAUGGUGUCAUGGGAGAAAUUGCCUCGGGUGCCAUUGGUGGUAUUGGAUCCUGUUGGAAUACGCCUAUUGAAACAAUUCGUGUCUUGAUUGCCAAGGAUGUCAGUAUGGGCGUCCCCGCCAAGAGUUUUGGACAGUACUGGUCCGAUAUGGUAGAAGAACAAGGAUAUCAAGGACUCUUUCGCGGUGUCACACCACGAGGUAUUCAGGCCAUUUGGCAAACAGUCUUUAUGGUGGUGGUCCCCAACAUGAUGGGACUCUAGCUAGACAGGAAGAAGACAGGACAUCUGAUGGUCUCGUUUUUUGCCUUUAUUUCAUAUUGAAUGUCAGUUUUUCUAU